AGAUAUCGAGCUUAUUUUUCUAGCUGGUACUCCAGCAACUGACUUUGGGCUCUACAUUAGACAAAUUUUCAACAUACCAAAGAGACAUUCAACGUUGUUUGGAAACCGCUAAUUGGAAAACCAGGGUUCACUGUAAGAAAAUUGAGUUAUUAGAACAUAUUAUUAUAUAUUAUUAAAAUUGAUUCUAAAACACAGUACUGUACCUUGACGAACAAGAAGCGUCCUACCGCUCAUUCGGUUCGAUGGAAGAUCGAGUUCCACAAAAGAGCCGUUCAUUUCAGCUGGUCAGAGUCCUGAUCAACGAGGAUUUGAUAUGGCACGAACAAUAGCUGCAGCUGCUGGGGAAAAGCUAGGCUAUUUGUUUAGGGCUACAUCAUUUAUGCUCGAUGCUGUCCAGUGAAGGGCUCUCCGACUGAUCGAUGAAUCUUCUUUAGCGGAUCGUCUCGAGACCCCUUCGUACCAUCGGACCAUUGGCAAUCUACCUCUCCUCUACCGCUGCCUGCCAGACACACCUGCCUGACUUCAGCCUCCCAACCUAAGCGUAUCGUACUUUGCACGUGUAGAACUGGCCGAUACGACUGCUCCUAUGGACAAACCCUAGGGUUUUAACCCAACUGAUGCAUCCAAUUUCAGUGGGUUACAUACGGCUGCGGUCCAAGGACUCACUUGAUGAACCAAGAUAUUUUACGAACUUUUUCAGCGAUCCUGAAAACAUAGAUGUCAGAGCACACAUAGCUGGCAUCAGAGAAGGACAACGAAUUGUGAGUCAACCUACAAUGCAGCGUUAUGGGGCAAGGAUAGUGGACACACCGAUACCAGGUUGCGCUAAUUUCACUUUUGAUACUGACGAGUAUUGGGAAUGUGCAAUCAGAGAGCUCACAGGUAGUUUGUGGCAUCAACAAUCCACUUGCAAGAUGGGCCCAAAAGAGGACAAGACAGCUGUCGUCGAUGCCAAACUGAGGGUACAUGGUUUAAAAGGAUUAAGAGUAAUAGAUACGGGUGUUAUUCCUAGGUCUAUUUCUGCACAUUUGACCGGUCCAGCAUAUAUGAUUGGAGAAAAAGGGGCAGAUAUAAUCAAACAGGAUUGGGGAGAGCUACGAUCAUCAGAUCAGAGUUAGAGUCAGAAUCAUGGAAAUGUAUAAGCAUAACAAAACAAUAAUAACAGUUGAAAUAGCAAGUGAAAAAGCCAUAUUAAUACAAUACAAGCUUCCUUUCAUGUCAAGCUGAUUUCAUUAUAUAAGCUAUCAGGUCGUCCUAGAGAUGUCAUGUAUCGUAAAUAUCACGGAUAGAAAAUGAGUAGCAUCAUUUU
Acanthoscelides obtectus is the source of this 1309-nucleotide messenger RNA. NCBI's taxonomy places the organism in Eukaryota, Metazoa, Arthropoda, Insecta, Coleoptera, Chrysomelidae. The record is from the annotation of a GenBank genome assembly.